Molecule: messenger RNA, 1323 nt
Organism: Kluyveromyces marxianus DMKU3-1042
Lineage: Eukaryota; Fungi; Ascomycota; Saccharomycetes; Saccharomycetales; Saccharomycetaceae
Gene: RTM1
Product: RTA1 domain-containing protein
Exons: 1
Coding region: 1-1323 (440 amino acids)
Cellular component (GO): membrane
Source: RefSeq, a predicted model, not a curated record
AUGACUGUUAGUGCUACAAAACUCUAUGGGUACUAUCCAAACAAAGCUAUGUCGUUAGUCCCAGGCUCCACUACCAGUGGCUGGGACUUCUUCAACUACACGCCGACCAAGGGCGGUGCCAUUGCCGUUGCAGCCGUGUUUGGUGUGUUUUUGUUCGUACUUCUAUACCAAGUCAUCUACUACUGUCAUCAAGCUAAGAGAAUCUCUAGCCUACGUCUAAACCACAUCGCGUACAAAUACAUCCCAUUGUUGGUCGGUGCCGUCUUUGAAAUUAUUGGUUAUGCGGGCAGAGCCAGUGCUGCAGAUGAUGUUUUCUCGAUCGGUCCAUACAUUAUCCAAGCCAUUUUCAUUUUGGUCGCUCCUGCCCUAUCUGUUUUAUUUAUUUUUGAUUUAAUAAUUUUAAUAAUAAAUGAACCUUUACUAUCAAUAAAUCCUGAUAAUCAAGGAUUAUCUCAUAAAUUAAAAUUAACAAUAGGUUUAAUUGGUAAAUUAAAUUCUUUAUCAUAUUCUAUAUCUAAUAAUUGUUUAUAUUUAGAUAAACCUAAUAAUUUACCAUUAAUUAAUUCAAAUACUCUUUUUCUUGCAUUUUUAUUAUCAAAAAUUAAUUUAAUAUUAAUAUUUCUAUUUAUAUUAGCCGCGACUUUUUCACACUGUGAAAAAGUCGCGGCAUUUGUAUUAAUAUUAGUAUUAGUAUUAGUAUUUGAAUAUUUUAUAACUCUACCAUCUGCCGCUACAAUUUACAUGGUUUUCCACGCCAUGUUGUGGCAACUAAAGUGUGAACGUAUCUCUUUCAUCCCACCUAGAUAUGCCACCACCACCUUUGUGUGUGGUGAUGUGUUAAGUUUCAUCUUGCAAGGUGCCGGUGGUGGUCUUUCUUCCGGUGACAACACUAGAGAUUUGGGUAACGAUGUCAUUCUAGGAGGUCUUGCAGUGCAAUUGGUCUUCUUCGGCUUUUUCAUCAUCACUGAAGUCAAGUUUUUGCUGAUGGUCAGCAAGAGAAGUCCAAUGGUCUCCAGAAUAUCUAACCACUGGAAGGUUCUCAACUGGACGCUUUUGUUAGUCAGUCUUUUGAUUCUUGGUAGAUCUAUCGUCAGAUUCGUUGAAUUUGCCGAAGGUACCGAUGGUGUCAUUAUCUCCCACGAAUGGUACCUAUACGUUUUCGAUGCUCUAUUCAUGCUUGUUUGUUACUUGUUGUUCAUAGUCAUGUUCAAGUACGGUAACAUCUUCCAAGUCUUCGUCGAAUGUGGCAAGGCCGACUCAGAACCAAUCUUGUACGGUGACACCGAAUCGUACAACAACCAGAAGGAAAUGGGUUUCGCAUAA